Messenger RNA from Anthonomus grandis grandis, 1373 nucleotides. RefSeq names its product mesoderm induction early response protein 1-like. Gene Ontology annotation, cellular component: nucleoplasm. Gene Ontology annotation, molecular function: transcription corepressor activity; histone deacetylase binding. The record is from RefSeq and is a predicted model, not a curated record. Lineage: Eukaryota; Metazoa; Arthropoda; Insecta; Coleoptera; Curculionidae. Gene Ontology annotation, biological process: negative regulation of transcription by RNA polymerase II. The transcript has 5 exons. Bases 257 to 1195 code for a protein of 312 amino acids.
UGGCAGCACCGUUCUGUUUUGUUUGGUGUUUGUGUUUGUUUUGUGAUUUUCCUGUUUUUCUGUGAUUUCUAUCAAUUGAAUUUAUGUUUUCUCAAAUAUUUAUUAAAAAUUGUUCUAUAAGAAAUAUUUAAUAGUACAUAGUCGUUUUUCAUUUUGAAAGAACUAUAUAUUAGAUAUAAAUAAACCAUCCUAAUAAAGCCUUUUAAAAUCUGAGGUAAAUAUUUGGGCAGUAUUAGCUCCAUAAUAUAGUUCCAUAAUGGAACCAGAUAAUUUAAAAACGAAGGAUGGAAGUCCCAGCUGCAGCAGCAAAGUUUCUCCGAACAAUUCUCCUGUAAAAGAUAAGUUGUUCGACCCAUCAAUUGAUAUGUUAAUUAAUGACUUUGAUGAUGAACGAACCCUCGAAGAAGAAGAAGCACUUGCUGCUGCCGAUGUAAUGGAUACUGCUGCUGAGCUAUCAAAUUUGGAGAAGGAGAGCCAUAUGCCAUUAGAAGAACUACUUGCUUUAUAUGGAUAUGAAAACUCAGGGAAACAUCCAGUGGAAUUAGAUUCUUCAGGUGAUGAGGAAGGACUUUCUGAGUGUGAAGAAAUACAUGACAAUACACAGACUGUGGUGGAGAGAAGAAGGAACCCUCCUAGAAAAUCAAAAUUAGCCCUUCUCUAUGAACCGAUCUGUGAUGAUGUGAUGAAUGACUCAAAAAAUAUUUCAUCUGUAUCUAAAAUUUCUGAGGAUGAAGAUGAGGAUUCUGACCAUAAUGAGGAGCACUACAAAGUUGCACAAAGUAUAUAUACUAUUAUGGUUGGCAGUGACUACCAAGUAAAAGUACCAAAAGGUUUUUUGUAUUACGAUAACAUGCAACCAGCAAACGACAAAGAUGACAAACUUAUUUGGAACCCUCAAAGGUUGUGCAGAUCAGAAGUAGAAGAGUACUUAAAAAAAGCGUAUGACAUUUACCAACAUGCUGUCCCAAAUGGAGAUUUGAUAAGGGAUGACGAGGAGGCCUUAUACACCUUGCACAAAUGUGGUUAUGAAGUUGAGGCUGCCCUUAAGGACCUCCGUGUCCGGCAACCUCUGAUUCCAAAGACUGACAAUCCAGCCAAUGAUGUUCGAUGGUUAGAAGAGAAACCCACUGUCAAUGGAACUCAAAUGCAAACCUGUGAGAAGAACUUUUUACAACUUCAUCAAAAUAAUAAGUAACAUCUGCUGUUGCUAUGCAGUUUCUUAAAUUAGUCUAAUUAUUACUUUUUAAUUAUAUAUUUUGCAUGACUGUUAAUAAAACUAAUAAUCAGUUUUAUUAUUAAGUGUACCACGUUUAAUUGUAAUAUAGGGUGUUUACGUUCGUCGUAUUUAUAAUAAAGUUUGUUUUUUUAGAUAA